Molecule: messenger RNA, 3470 nt
Organism: Erinaceus europaeus (western European hedgehog)
Lineage: Eukaryota; Metazoa; Chordata; Mammalia; Eulipotyphla; Erinaceidae
Gene: L1TD1
Product: LINE1 type transposase domain containing 1
Exons: 3
Coding region: 299-2182 (627 amino acids)
Biological process (GO): retrotransposition
Cellular component (GO): ribonucleoprotein complex
Molecular function (GO): single-stranded RNA binding
Source: RefSeq, a predicted model, not a curated record
AUUGGGAGUCUGCAGUUGCCUGGGGGAAUGCACAUUUCCAGAGGAGGGGUCGAGGAAGCGCAACCUGCGAAGGGAUUGGACCGAGAAGCCUAAAAAGCCAGCGGGGGAGGGGAGGAGCCUGGGGAAGUCGGUGUGUCCUCUUGGCUCCGGCUGCCGGGCUUGGCUGCUGCUGGGAUCCUCGGGCUGCCUGCCUUCUGCUCCAGGUGUUUAAAGUUUUUCAGCUUGGGAGUGUAGCAGGCCUGCAAAAGUGAAAAUUACUCUGCAGGAAAAGAAAUCCUCCAUCGACGCUGUAUCCAUAAUGUCUAGUGUACAAUCAAACACUUUGCAGCGUGCCAAGAAAGAGAGCAUCGCCCAUGUUGGAAGAAUGCAGUUAGUAGACACUGAAGAGGAAAUGGCCCGGAUAGUAGACUUAAAAUACAAUUAUAUGUCGGCAAUGAUUUCAACAGUACUUAAGGUUUUUAUGGGAAAUCUGGAUGACGUGGUGGAAAAGACAAGAGAAUCUCUUAAAAACGACCUGACGGCAAUUUUAGGAAUGACAAGUUCAAUAUCUGAAUUGAGAAAUACAAAGGUCUCUGGUACCAGCAAAGAGUACCAACAGGAUUUAGGCUCCGAGAAACCAGGGUUGGUAGAUAGAACUGAAGAAGAUGCCAAAGGAAAGGCAAUCGAUGAGGAAAAUAGAAGAUUUGCUAGAGAGGAAGAGGGUGGUAUUAGUGAAGGCAAAGAAUUAUUCCAGAAUAAGUCACCAUAUCCCAAGUUCAAGAACAGCAUGGAUGGAGUGAGCCCUGUAAAAGAAGAAAGUGGAAAUUGCGACACCCGUGUGGAAGUUACAGGACAGGGGAGAGAGGCUGGAGAGAAAAUAUCAAUAGACGAAGGAAUUUUGUCACUGGCGGCAGACUUUUCAUCCGCGACCCUCGACAUUAAUAGGCAGUGGAGUGACGUCUUCAACAUUCUCAGGGAGAAUGACUUCGACCCUGAACUUCAGUGUCAGGUUCGAUUAGCAUUUAAAUGUGAUGGUGAAGUGAAGACUUUUCUAGACCUUCAAAGCCUUAGCAAAUUUAUCAGCCAAAAAUCUUUAAUGAGAGAAUUGCUGAAGGAUGUACUCCCACAAGGUGAAAAAGUAAAGCAAGGAGGAAGAAGAUACGGGAUUCAAGAAAAAAUGGGUAAAGCUCUAACAGAGUCAAACUACGGAGCUGGAGGAACUACCAGUGACAGCUUGAGCUUUCUCUUUAUUAAAGAAGUCAGAGUUGCUGAGCCAGAGGAAAAAGAGUCUUCAGAGUUAGGAGAGGAAGAAGAGGCCUCAGAAUUAGAAGAGCAAGAAGAGUCUUUAGAAUUGGAGGAUGGAGAAAUGACCUCAGACACAGAGGAAGAAGAGGCCAAAACUCAACAAAUAGAAGAGCCCAAAGAUGCUGACUUCAGACAAAAAUUAGAAGAAGCCUUACGAAUGUGUGUAACUGGUAUCGUUAAACAUAUGCAAGAAAAGACUGAAAAUACAAAAAACCACCAUUCAGAAGUGGUGGAAGUAAAAGACUCCACAGAUGAUCCAACUAACAGAAUAAAUGUGUUUGAAGAGAGAAUGAAUAACCUAGAAGGUCGAAUCGAAGGAUUCUCUGUGGAUCCAUUACAAAUGGCUAAACAAAUUAUGAAGAAGGAAAGGUUAAGAGAUAGGGAGGAUAAAUCUCGAAGCACCAACAUUCGUUUGAUAGGAAUUCCAGAAAAAGAUAAUAGAGAGAAUGGAGCAGAGGAUAUCAUUGAGGAAAUCAUUGAAGAAAACUUUCCAGAUUUGAAAAAAGACCCAGGUCUUGAAAUUGCCAGUGCUUGUCGCAUUCCUAGUACAUUUGAUGAGAACAGACUCACUCCUAGACACAUCUUGGUGAAGUUUUGGAACUCUAAAGACAAAGAGAAAAUAUUAAAGGUUUCCAGAGCGAGAGAAGGAAUAACUUACAGAGGGGUCAAAAUUAGAUUAACAGCAGACUUGUCACUGGAUACCCUGGAUGCUAGAAGUAAAUGGUCCAGUAUCAUAAAAGUUCUGCAGGAAAAAGGCUUUAGACCUAAAAUUCUGUACCCAGCCAAAUUGGCCUUUAACUUUGAGGGUAGAAAAAGAGUAUUUUAUGAUAUUGAAGAAUUUAGAGAUUUUAUUUUUUAUAUUCCCUAUUUGAAAAGGUUGCUAGCAGAUGUGUUUUAGCUAUUCAGAGACUGAAAAAGUUUACUUUCUCCCAUGCCAAAAGUCAACUGGGAAAACUGGAACUAUAAUGUCACACUGCUCAUAAGAUGGACAGUUCACAAAAUACCUGGGAAAGAGGGGAAGAUCACAGAUAAUAAGCAGAUGUUUGUAAAGUUAAGAGGGUCUACUUUAAAAUGUUGAUGGUAUUGGCGUAUUGCACCAGAGUAAAAGACUGGGGGGGGGGGUUGGGGGAAUACAGAUCCAAAAAGGAUGAUAGAGGACCUAGUGGGGGUCGUAUUGUUAUAUGAAAAACUGGCAAAUGUUAUGCGUGUAGAAACUAUUAUAUUUACUGUUGAAUGUAAAACAUUAAUUCCCCAAUAAAGAAAUUAAAAAAGAAAAAUGUUGAUGGUAGUUAACCUAACUUUUAUAAGAAUAAACUUUCUAAGUAAUUGGAGACGGGAGAGGGGGGUUAUCUCUAUACCACAAACAGGAAAGGGUGAAAGGAAAAUAAGAAAAAGGCACAGGAAGAAAAUUAAAUAGAAGAAAUGUAGAAUGUCAUGAGAAGGAAACAUUUUGGUCAUUUAUUGUGUGGUUCUUGAAUCUUAUUAAACCUGUUUCUUUUGAAUAUGCUUCAUUGGGUUUUUUUUUUUUUUUCUAUUUUCAUUUUAUAAAGUACUUUAUAUUGGUUACCAACGUUCCUAUUGCAUGAAUCAAUUCAACUGAGAAAUGAGAUUUAUUGUAUCACUGGGCUUCACUGUUCCUGACCUAUUUUUUUUUUUUUUGCCCAGAUAGACAGGGAUGGAGUUAGAAAGUACAUCUCUGAAGAAGCAUCAGUAGAGACUUGCAUCUGACAAAAUAAGCUCAUAUUGAAGUAAGUUAUCUUGUCAGCCAGAGAUUUUCUUCAACAUUAGGGCAUUUUCUGUGGUUACUCAAGAAUGAGAUAAUUUGUAAUGUAGGCAUCACCAGAGAAUGUGCUUGAUGUUUUUUCUUUUUUUUUAUUUAUUCCCUUUUGUUGCCCUUGUUGUUUUAUUGUUAUAGUUAUUGUUGUUGGGUAGAACAGAGAGAAAUGGAGAGAGGAGGGGAAGACAGAGAGGGAAAGACAGACACCUGCAGACCUGCUUCACCGAAGUGACUCCCCUGCAGGUGGGGAGCCAGGGGCUCGAACUGGUAUUCUCAAGCCGGUCUUUGUGCUUUGUGCCACGUGUGCUUAACCUGCUGUGCUAGUGCCCAACUCCCAUAACCUGCUUUCCUACACCUCCCCCCCCCCCAACAAGGUUAUUGCUGGGGCUGGGUGCUUGCACUACAGAUC